Molecule: messenger RNA, 1401 nt
Organism: Closterium sp. Naga37s-1
Lineage: Eukaryota; Viridiplantae; Streptophyta; Zygnematophyceae; Desmidiales; Closteriaceae
Source: the annotation of a GenBank genome assembly
AUGGGGGUGUCGCCGGAGAGCAAGGGCUGGGAGGUGCUCGACUUUACCGACAACAAGGUGGUAACGUCGAUCGAGGUCGUCUUCUAUGAGACACUGUCGCUGGAGGCGUGGAAGGUAAAGUACGGGCCUUCGUCAGGGCAGACGGAGAUCCACCCACCGACGGACACCUCGACGGCAACGUUCCUGCUACUCGCCGAGGUCAACGAGCCUGUUGAUGAAGACGUCGAGGAAGUCCUGGCCUCUCUUCCUCCUCCCGUUCCUGUUGCUCCACCGCUUGUCACCGAUUUGCUGGUGUCGACCACCGGCGAUGAGGGAAUCGUGCAGAAGGAGACACUAGAUGUGCCGCCGACAGGGGAGAAGCUGAAGGGGAAGCCGACAGGGGAGCUGUCCACGGAAGCAACAUCGGUAAGCGGGUUGACGAGAGAGGAGCAGCCAGUCAAAGGGUCAACGCUGGUGAAGCAGCUUGUCGACGACCAAGAUGUCGACGAUAAAGGGGAACUGUCGGUAGGGGAGGAGUCUAUCGACAUCGACGUGGUGGAGUUGGUCGUGAAGGGCUUCACGCAGGUGUACGGCGCUCACUACGACAAGACGUACGUUUUGGUCAGCAGUUACGUCAUGCUGAGGAUCUUCCUCAGCAUCGUUGCCAUCCUCGGCCUGAACCUGAUGCGGCUCGACAUGAAGAACGCCUUCCCGCAGAGCAAGCUCGACAGGGUGCUGUACAUGUACCAGCCGGACUACUAUGACGACGGGACCAGCCGGGUAUGCAAGCUGCUGAAGAGUCUGUACGGGCUGAAGCAGUCGUUGCUGCUGUGGUACAAGGUGCUCGACGACGUGCUAACUGGCACCGACUGGAAGAAGAGUCAGGUCGAUGACGUGCUGUACUUCAAGGUCGGCGACGACGGAGUGACGUGCUGGGUGCUCGUCUACGUCGACGACCUGCUCACCGCCAGCAGCAGCACUGCAAUGUUGAAGGAGUUGAAGGAGCUAUUGGAGGCUGCUUUUGGGCUGCGCGAGAUCAGCCUGAUCGAGAGGCGGAUCUCCGUCGACGCCUACGCCAAGCUGACGUUCGACAACGAGGAGGCGCAGGAGCGCAAGGAGGAAGAUUACUGGUUGAAGGUCGGCUCGUUGCAGUUCGCGGUAGCGACGACGAGGCCAAGCAUCGAGUUUGCUUGCAGCAAGCUGGGGAGCGGUCUCACAGUGAGGAGCAUCGAGCAUUGGCGUGAGGUCUACCAUUUCCUCGCCUACCUCGCCGACACCCGUGACACCGCCUUAGAGUUCGGCAGUGGAGCAGAGUCACUGAAGCUGGUUGGCUACGUGGACGCUGACGAUGUGGGCAACAAGCAUAACAUGACGAGCACGGGCGGCUACGAGUUCGUCUUCGGAGGGGCUGCCGUCUCCUAG